ACGUCCUAAAGAUUCUACUUGAUUGCAUCAAUCAACGGACGAAUUUUGGUAUAUUCAUUCACUUUCAAUUGUUACGAAACCAUCAGCUAACGCUCCGUUCAGAAAACGGCCGGAAAACAACGUGUUAUGGUAUAUUCCGGCCACGAAAGAUCCCUGUUUUAAAUUGGAAACCCACAUGGAGAAAGAGCCUCUACUCCUUCAUGUCAACCCUAGAUGGCCGCAACCGCAACCGCAACCGCAACAACCGCCGCUGCCGCCACCAGUCUCACUCUGCCCCUUGCCUGAAGACAAUGAAAUUACCAUUCCAACAUUGCCCAUCACCCCAUCUGCGAAAGAAUUCAAAGAAAGGCUCAUAUUUGGGUCGCCCACUUAUGCAUCGUCCCCUCUUAUAGAUUCUUCCUCUUCGAGCCUUCUUGACGCCUUAACCUUAAGCGUCAACUCUCCCAAGCCCUCGAAAUCCAGUCUCGAUAAUGAAAGAAUUAAUACUGAACCUCAUGUGUCGAAUCUUGAUCAAGAAAAUAAACAGUCUUGGUUGAUUGAUCCCAAUUAUACAAUGUCCAAGAGUAAUCUCCAUAGGUCCAAGACUGCCCCUGCCAUGGCUGCAAUCAAUGAAAUUGACCAUUCACAUGAUUCGGAGAAACCCCAGUCUGGUAGUUCAUCAAUUGUAAGACAAGGUGUUCUUCUUUUGAUCGUUUACUUGUCUCUUGGUGUGGUUAUAUACUCCUUUAAUAGGGAUAAUUUUAGGGCUACUGAGACACAUCCUGUAGUUGAUGCUUUGUAUUUUUGUAUUGUGACUAUGUGUACAAUUGGAUAUGGGGAUAUAACCCCUGAUAGUACUGCAACCAAGUUGUUUUCUAUUACGUUUGUGCUUGUGGGGUUUGGUUUUAUUGAUAUUUUGCUUACUGGGAUGGUUAGUUAUAUGCUGGAUUUGCAAGAAAAUUAUCUUUUGAGGACAAUUAAAGGAGGAGGAGGGCAUGAUCCUAGGUCUUAUAUAAUUGAUGUGAAGAAGGGAAGGAUGAGGAUUCGAAUGAAGGUGGCGUUGGCAUUAGGUGUUGUGGUUCUGUGUAUUGGAAUAGGGGUUAGUGUCAUGCAUUUUGUUGAAAGGCUGAAUUGGCUGGAUUCAUUCUAUUUGUCCGUUAUGUCGGUUACUACUGUUGGAUAUGGCGACAGGGCAUUUACGUCUUUGGCUGGUCGGAUUUUUGCAUCAAUUUGGUUGCUUGUUUCAACACUGGCUGUUGCUAGAGCAUUUCUUUAUUUGGCCGAGCUUAGAGUUGACAAGCGGCAUAGGAAAAUGGCUAAGUGGGUGCUUGGCCAGGGCAUGACCGUCUCACAAUUUCUUGCUGCCGACAUUGAUAACAAUGGUUUUGUGAGCAAGUCGGAAUAUGUUAUAUACAAGCUGAAGGAGAUGGACAUGGUUUCAGAGAAAGACAUCUUGCAAAUUUCUCAACAGUUUGACCGUCUAGACACAGGCAACUGUGGGAAGAUUACACUCGUCGAUCUUAUUGAAGGUCAUCAGUCUUCGCUGCUUUAAAUGCUACAUAUAUUUACUACAAAUCUAUGUUUCGAUUAAGCAAGGAGGCGUUGCUGCAUCUACAGAAAGGGUUCUUGCAUGAGAAAAACUCGUGACUCGUUAUCCGGUCCCUAUACGCCUAGAUCGAAGGCCUGCCCUAUCUGAGUUUUAAACCUUAGAUGCUAUAUGGUUGAUCGAUGACAAAUUUGUAAUGGCAUGGUUGCUUCAUCGGACAACUCAAUUUUAUGUUCUUUGAUGUAUGCACUUGUUCUCUUUUUUAGUAUCGUGAAAAUAUUUAUUUUUAUAGUUCGCUCUCAAGGCAUCUAGAUCCUUUCGUGAUACCA
Molecule: messenger RNA, 1854 nt
Organism: Olea europaea var. sylvestris
Lineage: Eukaryota; Viridiplantae; Streptophyta; Magnoliopsida; Lamiales; Oleaceae
Product: two-pore potassium channel 3-like
Exons: 2
Coding region: 176-1531 (451 amino acids)
Biological process (GO): potassium ion transmembrane transport; stabilization of membrane potential
Cellular component (GO): plant-type vacuole membrane
Molecular function (GO): potassium ion leak channel activity
Source: RefSeq, a predicted model, not a curated record